UCCCCCAGCCCUUCAGUUUCCACUGAAAAUCGUAAACUCCAGCAUCCCCUGGACGAAAAAAGUAAACAAAAAAAAAAUCUCUAAAUCUCACUCUCACCUUCUCGAGGCCAAGUCUUUAGAAUAAAUUUUUGACAUUCGCGACGAAAGUUUGUGAAAGAACGAUUAAUCUCGAGUCCAAGGACAAACUGCGGAAGAAUCAUGAUGCGAUUUCAUCCUGCCGGUAAAUCAAUCUUCAAGGACGACAUGAAAGUCAACCACCAGAGGAUAGAUAUUCCUCUCUGGGAGCACCUGAUGCCGGACUUCGCGAAUUCCCUCUAUCCCCUCAACAUGAGCCUCGAGGAUGAGAUCAAACGUCUCUUCGACUUCAGGAUCGAGAAUUGUCAGUGGUGGCGUCCAAAACCAUCACCUGAGGAAGUGAUGGACGACUUUAGACGUAAUGGAAAGGACUUUGAGUACUGUCCAGAGCUGGAGAGUGGUGAGAUUCCUCUGCCGAAUGGCCGUCGCAAGAAGUCGAAGAGACCAAUGCCCACCGAGUGCGUCUUCUGCAAGAACAAUGGGGAGCAGGAGAGCUACUACAAGGGGCAUCUCCUCAAGGAUGUCGAAGGCAAAACCACCUGCCCAAUUCUGAAGGCGUACACUUGUCCAAUAUGCAAUGCUACAGGUGAGGAUGCGCACACCGUCAAGUACUGCCGUUUAAACAAGAAUGGAGAUGCAAUGCCAACAUUCAACACCAUGAAGCUCCUAAGGAACUCAACGGGCAAACGUCGUUACAGUAAAUAAACAAUACGACUUUUAUACUUCUAACUUAGAUUGCCCUCACCAACGUUUUACCAAAAACAUUGCGAUAACGAGACGUACAAUCCCAAAGAGUCUAAAGCUUCUGGUAAGCUCCUAUCAUGCGUUAAAAAAAAGUGUUAGAGAGAAUGUUGAGUAUACAUCAUGUUUUUUUUUAUAGAAAGAUUUUACAAAGUGAUGUUCUCCACGUUAAUUUUGCCAUUUAUUCAUUAAACGAUCGAUUAUGAGCUUAAGAAUUUUAGUAUGUAAUUAUGAGGAAGUUGGUCAUUGAUUUAAAGAGCCCUGAUGGCUUGCCAAAUAUAAGAAAACCAGUGUUUUCUUGACAGACUCAAUGUUCACAGAGAACAUUAACCAAUUGUGUCGGUAAUUUUAUCAAUAUUUCGUUGUUCAUUAAUUAAAAACCUUCGAGGGUGGUUAAUGACCCAGAUUAUAAGACAUUCCGAUAAUUACAUUCAGUCCGUCAUGGGUUUUACUAUUAGUUUUAGGAUUAACAAGCGAGGACUCCUCGAGAGAUAUUAGUGUGUGUGCUACAUUACAUUUUUGAUAUGAUUAAGGAAAUAUAUGAUUAGGGGGAAAAUUGAGAAAGACUUUUGGGGGUAAUCAGAUUUUUUAGUUCACUAGCAUCGGGUUUCAUGUUUUUCUCGUGAAAUAGUAUAUUUUUAGGAUUUUUUCAGAUAAAGUAACCGAAUUUUUUCGCUUCGUUAGCAUGUGGAAUAUUAAAUGAAAAAGUUCUGACAGUGAAACUUUUUUUUUAAUUUAAUAUCUCAUCCGAUGACAGCAGAAACAUUUGUGUUAUUACUUGUACAAAGAUGUAGAAAUUGAUUUUUUGGAGUCUUUUAGAGUGAAGAUGUGCAUAAUUAAAUUUCAAUUGCGAUCCGUUAAAAUGGCGAAUGCCCAAGAAAUUUGCCGGCCUUAUUCUUUGGGCUAUUCAGCAGACUUUAACGGCUUUUGGAUGGAAAUAAUAUUAUUUAUGAUUUAUGGAAUCAGUCAAUCAAAGGACAAUAUAACGCACUCCGUAAAAUUCUUUCUCUUUUUUUACCCUGCGACCAUCAGCGACUAGAUUAAGAUGAGCCAGUAUAUCAUGAGUACAAAAAGUAAGUACCAAGUACAAAUUAAGUUUAAACGAGAACUAUACUUAGUUUUUCUUUUCAUAAGGUUUAUCUGAAUAGGUUCAUUUAUUUCACGUCAAAGGACAACGGGGGUGGCUCACAAAAAAGAAAACCACGACGAAUUUAUUUUCUCCCCAAUCGAAUUGUUUAUUCUCAAAUGCAAAACGUCAGGAAAUAAUAGUCCGUAAUUAUUUGGCUUUGAAAUAUAAUUCAAGUAAUGAAUUUGCACAUUUCUUUUAUGCAAUUGUACAAUAUCAAUUUAUUCCCAAUAUUACUAUACUUUUCUCUUUUUUAUCACGUCCAGAUCAUUUUGUUUACGAAUUAAUGAGAUCAAUUGACGAAUAUUGACGUGAGGGAAGAAGAAAAAUGCAUUGAUUAUGGUUGUUGGUG
Fopius arisanus is the source of this 2294-nucleotide messenger RNA. It is a transcript of the gene nanos, whose product is annotated as nanos. NCBI's taxonomy places the organism in Eukaryota, Metazoa, Arthropoda, Insecta, Hymenoptera, Braconidae. The transcript has 3 exons. The record is from RefSeq and is a predicted model, not a curated record. The coding region runs from base 199 to 780 and encodes 193 amino acids. Gene Ontology annotation, biological process: negative regulation of translation; oogenesis. Gene Ontology annotation, molecular function: mRNA binding; zinc ion binding. Gene Ontology annotation, cellular component: perinuclear region of cytoplasm.